CUUCACUUGCUUCAGCCCGAAAACCAGCUAAUCGAGAGCAACCCACAUUGUGAAAAUGGUGCAGUGGCUGGUCUACCGGUCAAGGCAUAGCUAUGCCACUAAGUCUAAUCAGAAUCGGGUCGUCAAAACACCUGGUGGGAAGCUUGUGUACCAGAACACAAAGAAGAGGGCUAGUGGUCCUAAGUGCCCUGUAACCGGAAAGAGAAUUCAAGGGAUUCCUCACUUGAGACCUGCUGAAUACAAGAGGUCAAGAUUGCCCAGAUGCCGUAGCACUGUAAACCGUGCCUAUGGUGGAGUGCUUUCGGGCAGUGCUGUUCGUGAAAGGAUCACAAAAGCCUUUUUGGUUGAAAAACAAAAGAUUGUGAAAAAGGUUUUGAAGAUUCAGAAAGCCAAAGAAAAGCAGGCUUCUAAAGCAUAAGUUCUGGGUUAGUUUGUGCAAGAUAUGAUAUGCUUCUAGAUUGAUUUUGGAUUAUAUCUU
Molecule: messenger RNA, 478 nt
Organism: Cuscuta europaea
Lineage: Eukaryota; Viridiplantae; Streptophyta; Magnoliopsida; Solanales; Convolvulaceae
Source: the annotation of a GenBank genome assembly